AUGGCAUCUUCAAGUGGUGCUGGGAGUGGAAAUGAAAGAAAAUUGAUUCGUGUUCCAUCAACUGAUGCACAUGCGAGAUUUAAUCUUUCACCUGUUCCAAGUGUUGAAGAUGAUGAAAUUGAGAGUAUCAAUCGUCGAAAUUAUCCUGAAACUGAUCAGGAUGAUAGUGGAGAAGAAGUGGAUCUUACAGGUGGUGCAUAUGAUAGUACAACUACUGUGACUAUGUUCGAUCAUAAUCAUGAUGUGACAAGUUCACUUCGUGUACAAGGACAUGGUGGUUUAGUCACUGACGUUGCUUAUGUUGUUCAUAAACAUUAUGAAAACUUCCAAACUAUUGAUUGGUUAAAAGAUUUAAUGCGUAGUCGUAUUCGUCAUCGAAAUUUACGCUCGCAACGAAGAAAAAGUUGGAGACAACGAUUCACAUUUUUGUUCGAUACAUGGAGUGGAUGGAUAUGUGUUCUUUUAGUUGGCAUAUUAGCCGGUAAAUUGAUCAAUGGAAGCUCAGCAUUUCGUUCUUCUUCUUUGGGAAUAGGUUUUGUCGCUGGUUUCGUAGAUAUUGGUGCUAAAUGGAUGAGCCAUUGGAGAUCCGGUGUUUGUACACCAGCAUUCUGGCUCAACCGAGAACAAUGCUGUUGGGCUUCGUCAAAAGUCGAAUUCGAUGAUGUUCAUAACGAAAUAUGUGAUAAUUGGAAAUCAUGGUCACAUAUAUUUGGUUUUACAGAAACGGCAGUUACUGCUUGGUUUUUUCGUUAUUUUAUGUUUAUAUUUUGGUCUGUAAUAUAUUCUACUUUUAUUGUUAUACUUGUUGUUGGUUCUGCUCCGUAUGCAAGUGGAUCAGGUAUACCGGAGAUUAAAACAAUUCUGUCGGGUUUUAUUAUGUAUGGUUAUUUGGGUAAAUGGACUUUUUUCAUAAAAAGUAUCGGAAUGAUUUUUGCGACAAGUGCUGGUCUUAUUGUUGGUAAAGAAGGUCCAUUUGUACAUAUUUCUUGUUGUUGUGGAAAUAUCUUUUCAAAACUUUUCCCAAAAUAUGGCAAUAACGAAGCACGAAAACGUGAAAUUCUAUCAGCAGCUGCAGCUACUGGUGUUUCAGUUGCUUUCGGUGCACCUAUCGGUGGUAUUCUAUUUAGUUUAGAAGAGAUUAGUUACUAUUUUCCAUACAAAACUCUUUGGCGAACAUUUCUUUGCUGUAUGGUCGGCGCACUUGUCGUUCGAAUAAUAAAUCCAUAUGGAAACGGGCAUGAAAUUCAAUUUCCUGUUGAGUAUAAUGUUCCCUGGGCAACAUUUGAAGUUAUUCCAUUUAUUGGUCUUGGCGCAUUGGGAGAACAACAAUUCGCGACUGAUUUAGCGAAUUUGAAGAUCGCUGAUCCAGCGAAAUUAUCAGAGAAAAUUGCGAAAUCUGAACAGCGUAUCAAAGAAUUCGAAGAAGAAGACAGAAUUGGUGAUGUAGAAAGAGAAAAGAAAUAUCUGAACGAGUACAAAAGAUUACAGAAGCUUUUUGAAGAAAUUUCUCAGCUGAAAUUGAAUAGUAACGAAUUAGAAGGAGGCGAAGAUUUACAAAAGAAAUUAAACGACGGGCUGUCAAAAUAUAAAAUUUCGAAUGUCGGAGAUUUACCUGAAAGAAUUCAUCGAUGCGAACAACGCAUCAAAGAUUAUCAGGAAGAAGGUCGCUCAGAAGAAGCAGAAAAUGAAAAUAAUCGUCUAGCUGAACUAAAGACACUUCAGAAAUUCGCUAAUGACUUGAACAAGUCGAAAGAGGAAGAAACAGAUGAAUCUAAACUUCGCAAAUUAGAAGAGAAAUUAGCGAAAGGCUUAGCGCAAUUGAAAGUACCGAAUAUUUCAGCUUUAAUAGAAAAAAUUCAACGUUCGAAGGAACGAAUUAGUGAAUUUGAAGAAGAAGAUCGAAUUGAUGAAGUAGAAAUAGAAAAAGUAUAUUUAAAAAAUUUUGAAGAUUUAAAUCAAUUGGCUGAUGAAAUCACGAAUUUGAAAUCAAAUUCGUCGAAAAAACCGGUAGAUGAUAUGCCAAAACCGAGUCCAGUUACUCCCAUCGUUGAAAAUAUUCCUACGCCGACGACUGAACAAAGCGUUGAGAAACAGAGAUUCAAUAGUCACGAUAUGUAUCCGUGCGCAGAAAAAACUGUUGUGGAAUUUUUGGAAUAUUUCCAAGAAAAACAUCUUGAAGGUGCUCAUGUUAAACUUGAUCGAAAAUUCAUCAAUGAAAGGUUCAAACAAUUACAGAAGCAGAUUGAGAGACAAGAACUCUUUUUCAAGAAAAUUCAGGAGAAUUUACAAGAUUUAGAUCGUUAUCUUUCGAGCGAAAAUAUUCCAUCGAUUUUACGUUGUUCAUCAGAACUUUUAUCGAGAAUUCGACCGUUAGAUGUACCGGAAAUUGAACGACUUGUGAAAAAAGCGAAAGAUGCCGCGAAAUUCAUUGCAGGAAAAGAAAUUAUUCUUUUAAUUGGAGAAACAGGAACAGGAAAAUCGACAACGAUUCAAUUUCUCAGUGGAGCAAAAAUGAAAAAGACGAAAGUUGAAGUUGAACCAGGAAGAUUCUCAGAACAUAUUACCAUUGAUGGACCGAUCAAGAACCAUGACUUAAUAAAUGUCACAAAUAGUGCGUUGAGUAAAUCAGAAACACGAUACAUUGCACCAGUAUCCAUUCCAUUACGAGAUAUUUGCGGUUCACAUGAAUCCGGAGAAAUCAUUCUAUGUGAUGCACCAGGUUUUGGUGAUACAGCUGGUGCAGAAGUUGAUAUUGCCAAUGGAGUUGGAGUUAUUGAAGCUUUGAAAGGUUGUAAAACUGUGAAAAUUCUUGCUCUUUCAAGUUACAAAAGUCUAGGAGAUCGAGGACAAGGAAUUCAGAAACUCGCGCAUCUUUUGAUUAAUAUGAUUCAAGAUAUUCAAGAAAGAUUAGGCGCUAUUUGUUAUGCAUUCACAAAAUAUCCAUCGUCAAUGGACAUUAACGCUUUGUUAACUGAUAUCAAAACAUCAAAAGUUGAUAAAGAUCCGUUGUUACAAUCAGAUACCACAUUCAUAGCAGUUUUAAAGGAUAUGAUUAAUAAAACACGAGUUGAUGCGGAAAUCAUCGACCCUCUUUCGGGAGAUCCUAAAUCUUUGAUUGAAAAAUUACAAAAGUUACGUGGAAUAAAACAUCCGGAUGAAGUUUUUCGAUUUUCUAUCAGUACCGAAACUCAAUCUUGUAUUUCGAAUCAAGUUCAACAAGAUAAUUCGAACAUCAAAUGUGCAUUGAAACAUCGAGAUAUCGAUCUCGUUUUACAUUAUUUAGAUAAGUUAAAAAACUUGAAAGAUUUAAUUGAUUUAAGUACAAUUAGAGAUUCGUAUGAAGAUGCGAUUCGAUCGGUUAAAGAAACCUUAACAAAUUUUUGCAGUGAAAGAACGAAAACUUUUCAUCGUUCAUUGACAAGUCAAGAUGGAUUGAAUAUUGAAGAUAUUCAAGAAUAUAAAUAUUCGAUUGAAUUUAUUCAAAAAUGUCAAAAACUACAAAAACAUUUCGACGAAGAAAUAUUUUCAUCAGAAUUAUUCGUACAAAACAUGAUUAAUGAAAUUCAAGAACGAAAGAANAAAACUUUUCAUCGUUCAUUGGUAAGUCAAGACGGGAUGAAGGAUGAAGAUAUUCAAGAAUAUAAAUAUUCGAUUGAAUUUAUUCAAAAAUGUCAAAAACUACAAAAACAUUUCGACGAAGAAAUAUUUUCAUCAGAAUUAUUCGUACAAAACAUGAUUAAUGAAAUUCAAGAACGAAAGAAAGUUCUUCUCGAAGAACAACUAUUAAGUCAUCUCAUUGGAAUUUUCUUUGACAAUGUUUUUCUUUUGAAAAAUUCCUUCGAACAAAUUCAGCCAUUGUACAAACAAAUUUGUGAAUAUUUUCAAGAACAAUUUCAAAAACUCACAAAUACAACAGACGAACUCAUCAAAGCAAAUCAAUUUGAUCAAAUCGCUAAUAUGGUUUUACAAAUCACAAAAUGUCUUCCGACUUUGAACAAACAUUUAAAUGGUUUAGUAGAAGAGAAAUAUCGUCAGACAAUUCAACUACUUGUCGAAUCUUUGAAAAAUAUUCUUCAGAAAUGUCAGUUAGUUUUAGCUAAACCGAGAUUAAUUGAAAAUGAACUUGAACUUGUGAAAAAUUCAGUUGUGACAUUAGGAUUAGCGAAAGAAAAUGCUGCGCUACAGGAUCGUCUUUCGACUUAUAAUGAAAUGUUUAAGAAGAGUGAAAAUCUUAAUGGAAUUUAUAAUUCGUUGAUUGAGAAAAUUGUGGAAUAUUUUACUGAGAUAAAUAAUCGAAUAGAUCAAUUAUUUAAAAAUCAUGGUGAUCGCGCGCUUGAAGAUGCUGAGAGUCUAAUUAGUGAUCUGGAUGCUAUUCGAACAAUUCCAGAAAUUGACUCGAAAACUGCGGGAAUGUAUUAUCGAACAGCUGAUUUUGUUCGUUCACAAAUGAAUCAAAUUCAACGAGAAGUUGAAGAUUUAUUAAACUCAUUCGAAUCACAAAAAGAGAAACCAGACUAUCGUAAAAUCGCUCGUUUAUUAUCGCGAAUGAACAAUGCCAAAUGGAUGAAUCGAAUCAGUCCAGGGUCAUAUGAUCGAGCAAGAAAACGAAUCACUGAUGAAUUAACUGAAUAUUUUCACGAUUUAGAAGAUCGUUUGAUGAAAUUAGAUUUGACGAUGAAACAUCCAGAAAAUAUUCCCAUCGCGCAGGAAAUCUUUGAUAAACUUGAUUCUCUCAGUAUUCUCGAUCGAAUUCUACCCGAAUUGAAGAAUUCCAAGGAUUCGAUGAUUCAACGUUUUCUUGAAAGCGUUCAAAAAAACUUCGAUCAAAUGCAAAAGAUCUUUCAAUUACAAGAUAGAAAUAUCUAUGAAGCCAAACAGGAAUUAAUUCGACUUGAACAAAUCAAACAAGAUUGUGAAGAUUUACAUCCAGCAAAUGUCUUUCUACGUCAAAAAAACUUCAACGAUUUGAACAAAUUAAAGGAAGAAAUUCAAGAACUCGAAAAGAAACGAGACAAAGAAAUCCAACGUCAAAAUGAAAGAAAAGCGAAUCUCGAAGGCGAACUAAAAAAAUGCAACGAAGAAGAGAAAAAUGAAAUUGAGAAACCACUUUCAGUUCAAGUAGAUAUUAUCCAAGACUUAGAAAACAAAUAUCAAAAUCUGUUAACACCUCUUCUUUCAAUCAAAACUCACUAUGAAUCACUGAUGACAGAACAUAAUUUGACCACAGAUGAACAGUUGAAAUAUCUACAAAGAAAAAACUUCGCAAAUCUUCAAACAUUGAAUCAAACCAUCGAUGAAAAGAAAAAAUUCGUCAGUCAACAUCAAAGUGAUCAACAAACAUUUCACUUCGAUGUUCAUUUCGAUGCAGCAACAGCUGAUAUCGCUUUAGUUUAUACCCUCAACUGUGAAAAUAUCGGAAAUAUCUGUUUUAAACAAAUGGCGUCUGAAACUCAUCGAAUUUUACUAAAAUAUAUCAUUGAAUACGGAAUCUAUCUUCAGAAAGAGAUUGAAAAUAUCUUCAAAUCCAUCUUAGAAAAUAAUUCACAUGAUUCGGAAAAAUUAGAAACACGCUUAGACGAGUUAGUUGCGUUAGGUGGAUAUAAAAAUGUAUUUGAAUCGAUUGAAGGAAAUAAAAAAGUUGAAUAUUGGAGAAGAAAAUUUGGAGAACAAUAUCAAAUUAGUUUCACUCGAAUUGAAAAUUAUAAAACGUCGGGAAGUUAUGAAGAUUUACAUAAGGAGUUAAUCGUUGUCCAACAUUUAAGUCGAGUGGAUAACUUUUGUAGUGGAAAGUUUUUAACACAAGGUUUCGGUGCUUUGUAUCGAACUAAUCAAAUUGAAACGUCGAAACAAUCCAAGGAAACUUAUGAGAACGUUUUGCAAUUUAUCAAAGAUAAAAAUUAUGCGGGUAUUGACAAUAUCAUGGAUGAGUUUGAUGAGAAAACAGCCAAUCCAAGAAAUAUGUGUGCGAUUAAACGGGAUCUCCAACGUUCUAUGGAUGAUUUAAUGAAAAGCACACUGAAAAUUGCCAACACUCUCAAUGUUAGUAAUGAUUUUGAAACGAUGACUCAGUGUCAAAUUGAAAGUAUGAUUGCGAAUUUUGAAAAAUUGCGUACUGUUCGAAGAUCAAAAUUGUUAACAUUGAUUGAUGGUGAAGAAACGAAAACAGAUUUGAACGAAUUCGAAAAGAAAUUAACUGACUCUCUUCUUCGACGUGAAUGCGGAGUAUCAAAUGAACAUUGUGUUACACCUGGACUCUAUGCGGUCGUCGGUGCAUGUGCUUUUCUAGGUGGAGUCAGUCGAAUGACUGUUUCUCUUGUUGUCAUUAUGAGUGAAGUAACAGGUGGUUUAUCUUAUAUUGUUCCAUUGAUGGUUACAGCUCUAACAGCAAAAUGGGUUGGAGAUGCAUUCGGAGAAGGAAUUUAUGAAGAAAACGUUAAAUUAAGUGGUUAUCCGUUCUUAGAAAAUCGCGAAAGUUUUCGUUUUUCUCUCAAAGCCGGUGAAGCAAUACGUGCAACUCGUUCCGGCGAGAAUCCUCCUUUAGCAUGUAUUUAUCAAGAUGGUAUGACCAUUGCUCAGAUCGAUACAUUAGUCCGUCAUCAACCUCAUUCGGUCUACCCAGUUGUUAUCAGUGCAGAUUUUCCCUGCAUUGUCGGUCAAGUGCAACGAAGAGAUCUUUUAGUUGUACUCAAAUCACGAAAGAUACAGUUGGAAUAUGAAAAACCAAAGUCUGGAUCGUUGAAUCGAAAAAUGUCAGUCGUUUCAAUGUCGAAUUUGUUGAAUAAAUCUGGUCAAGCAGCGUCACUUGGACGACGACGGGCAUCCAUUGCUUUGCAAGCAUCGAAAAUCUUACAGUUACAUAAAUUAGUUGAUCGAGCACCAAUUAUCGUUACAGAUCAAACACCAAUGGAAGCAGUUGUCGAUAUGUUUAGGAAAUUGGGAUGCCGACAAAUCUUUGUCACUAAGAAUGGUCGUCUGCAAGGUAUCUUAACUCGAAAAGAUAUUAUUCGGUUGAUGCAUGAUGCAAAUGUAUCGGGUAAAUUUGAUGAUUAA
Messenger RNA from Adineta ricciae, 7050 nucleotides. NCBI's taxonomy places the organism in Eukaryota, Metazoa, Rotifera, Eurotatoria, Adinetida, Adinetidae. The record is from the annotation of a GenBank genome assembly.